AAUGUCAAGCAAUUUCAAAAACUCGUCAACCACCAGCAGUUUCGGUAGUGGUAUUUUAUUUAAUUUACGGAGUUUUUAUAGUUAUUCGCCUGAAAUUCAUGAAAAAUUGGGAAAGCAAUCGUAUAGAAAUAACGAAAGCAACUUCAUAAUGGACGAACAUACGUUACGAUAUGAGAAAAUUGACUUUUUAGGUGAAGGGCAGUUUGCUACAGUUUAUAAGGCAAGGGAUGUGAAAACUGACAAAAUAGUGGCAGUGAAAAAGAUUAAAAUCGGCUCUCGCCUUGAAGCGCAAGAUGGUAUUAAUAGAACUGCUCUACGAGAAAUCAAGUUAUUGCAAGAACUGCAACAUAUUAACCUCAUAGGAUUGCUUGAUGUGUUCGGACAAAAAUCAAAUGUAUCUUUGGUAUUUGACUUCAUGGAUACUGACUUAGAAAUAAUAGUUAAGGAUAACAAUAUAGUACUUACUCCAGCUAAUGUUAAGGCCUAUAUGAUUAUGACUUUAAAAGGUUUAGAAUAUUUACACCAGAACUGGAUUUUGCAUAGAGACUUAAAACCAAACAACUUGCUUAUAAAUCGUGAAGGUAUUCUAAAAAUAGGAGAUUUCGGUCUGGCUAAAGCAUUUGGAUCUCCAACUAGGAUUAAUACACAUCAAGUUGUUACAAGGUGGUACAGAUCACCCGAGCUUUUAUUUGGGGCAAGGCAAUAUGGCACUGGAGUGGACAUGUGGGCAAUAGGGUGUAUCCUGGCUGAACUACUGCUCAGAGUCCCAUUCUUGCCUGGAGAGUCAGAUUUAGAUCAACUAUCAAGAAUUUUCCAGGUGUUUGGAACACCUUCGGAAGAAACAUGGCCUGGAAUGAAGAAUCUCACGGACUAUGUGCAGUUUAAGCAGUUUCCGCCGCAACAGUUGCGCCACAUAUUCAGUGCUGCUUCAGACGACCUUAUACAGCUGUUAGAGAGCUUGUUAUCCAUUUACCCUCCAAAGAGGUGUGAUUGUACACAAGCUUUACAAAUGUCUUAUUUUAGCAACAAACCAGCUCCAACUGUCGGCGCGAAACUCCCCAUGCCUUCCAAUAUCACAAAAAUAGAGACUGAGAAGCCUUCACUAAAGAGAAAACUUCUGGAAAAUAUUGAUGGAGGAUCAUUAGCAAAGAGGCUACAGUUUUAACUGCUUCCCCAAGUUUAUAUCACAGCUAGUACAAUGACAGAGGUGCAAUUUCAUAACUGGAAGAAGCAUUAUUUUUUAUGUAUGUAUAGUAAAUGAAUUAU
Molecule: messenger RNA, 1266 nt
Organism: Ostrinia furnacalis (Asian corn borer)
Lineage: Eukaryota; Metazoa; Arthropoda; Insecta; Lepidoptera; Crambidae
Gene: Cdk7
Product: Cyclin-dependent kinase 7
Exons: 7
Coding region: 2-1165 (387 amino acids)
Biological process (GO): positive regulation of transcription by RNA polymerase II; protein phosphorylation
Cellular component (GO): nucleus; transcription factor TFIIH holo complex; cytoplasm
Molecular function (GO): RNA polymerase II CTD heptapeptide repeat kinase activity; cyclin-dependent protein serine/threonine kinase activity; ATP binding
Source: RefSeq, a predicted model, not a curated record